Cygnus atratus (black swan) is the source of this 3944-nucleotide messenger RNA. RefSeq names its product carboxypeptidase Q (gene CPQ). The record is from RefSeq and is a predicted model, not a curated record. Gene Ontology annotation, molecular function: metallodipeptidase activity. The transcript is spliced from 12 exons. Lineage: Eukaryota; Metazoa; Chordata; Aves; Anseriformes; Anatidae. Gene Ontology annotation, biological process: proteolysis; peptide catabolic process; thyroid hormone generation. Bases 393 to 1997 code for a protein of 534 amino acids.
CCAGAUAAUAUGAAAUUUUGUUUCUUUCUUAAUUAUUUAUGCACUGGAGAAAUGAAUACUUUCUUCAGGGGGAGCACUGGGCCUAAAUUCCUUCGACAUCUUUCUAGAACAAGAGAAAGUGCUCUCCUGAUCGUGAAGAUAGAGAUUAAGAAGGAGUUUUAUUCAUGAAUGGUUUAAGAAAUGUUUUUGUCCAGAUGUUUUGUGUGAAGGCAUCCAGUUCCGCACUUACGGCAAAUCCUGCUUCUAGCAGAAAGGACUCACAAGGCUCCUGUUGGAUGGAAGCAGCACUGGGUUUUUACUCAGUGGAGAGUAUGAUUAUUUAAAGAGAUGCUGCAUUCCACAGACGUUUCCGAAGACCACAACAAAGGCCAUCUGUGGAAAAGAGGGAAAAAAUGAAAUACCUAUCCUUAAUAUUUUUCAUGAGUUUAUUACCACAAUAUGCUGGCAAGUCUCUGAGCGGAGAUGGCAGUCACCCAAAAACAUUUGAAGAUAUUAAAAAUGAGAUAGCUGGCUAUUCUGAUAUUGCUAAAGCUAUUAUUGAUCUUGCUGUUCACGGAAAAGCUCAGAACAGAUCCUACGAAAGGUUAGCGGUUUUCGCUGAUACCGUAGGACCUAGACUCAGCGGUUCGAAAAAUCUAGAUGCAGCCAUCAAGUAUAUGUUCAGUGCCCUGCAGAAAGACGGGCUGGAAAAUGUGCACCUGGAGCCUGUGAAAGUGCCUCACUGGGAAAGAGGAGAAGAGCUUGCCAUGAUGCUGGAACCGAGGAAUCACAGCAUCGCUAUUCUGGGACUCGGGAGCAGUGUUGCAACUCCUCCAGAAGGAAUUACAGCGGAAGUUAUAGUGGUAGCCUCUUUUGAUGAACUGCACAGAAGAGCUCAAGAGGCCAAGGGGAAGAUUGUUGUCUACAACCAGCCUUUCGUCAGUUAUGGUGAAACUGUGCGGUACAGAUCGCAGGGAGCUGUGGAAGCUGCAAAAGUCGGAGCAGUGGCAUCCCUCAUUAGAUCCAUUGCUUCUUUUUCUAUCGAUAGCCCACAUACCGGGUGGCAGAAUUAUCAGUCUGGCAUACCCCGGAUUCCCACUGCUUGCAUCUCUGUGGAAGAUGCUGAAAUGAUGUCACGAAUGUCUUUGCGGGGCACUAAGAUUGUUGUGUACCUGAAGAUGGGGGCCAGGACCUAUCCAGACUCUCCUUCCUUUAACACUGUGGCAGAGAUAGUUGGAAACAAGUACCCAGAGCAGAUUGUAUUGGUCAGUGGACAUCUGGACAGCUGGGAUGUUGGGCAGGGAGCUAUGGAUGACGGUGGUGGAGCAUUUAUAUCAUGGGAAGCAUUAUCACUCAUUAAGGAUCUGGGACUUCGUCCAAAAAGAACUCUGCGCAUGGUGCUAUGGACAGGAGAAGAACAAGGAGGAGUAGGUGCUGAGCAAUACUACCAGUUGCACAAGGAAAAUAUCUCCAACUUCGAUAUCGUCAUGGAGUCUGAUGAGGGCACCUUCAAGCCAUCUGGGCUGGCUUUUACUGGAAAUGCUAAAGCUCGUGACAUCAUCAAAGAGAUCAUGGCUCUGCUGCUGCCUAUCAACAUUACAGAUGUUUUCGACAACGCAGAUGGAACAGACAUCGAUUACUGGAUGAGGGACGGGGUGCCCGGUGCCAGCUUGCGUGAUGACCUCAGUAAAUACUUCUGGUUUCAUCAUUCUCAAGGGGACACGAUGACAGUUCAGGAUCCAAACCAGAUGAAUCUCUGUGCUGCUGUUUGGACUGUUGUCUCCUAUGUAAUUGCUGACAUGGAAGAGAUGUUGCCAAGCUCCAACCACAUCUGGUGUUCUGAGAACCUGAAGGGUGAGAGACCAGCACCUGGAGUCAGGAGAGGCCUGAGAUGUCAGAGGAUGAGGUCAACGUGUGGCCUGCACCACGCAACACUGCACACCACAUCUCCUGCGGCUUCCCUUGUGAGACAUUCCUCAGCCCAGGGACAGCAUCCACAUGAAGCAGAGCAUUACUGAAAGCUCUGAGGAGCUUUUUUAUGUUUGCCCACCUCAGUAAAUCAAAGACAGCACCGUUCCUCACAUGGAUGUCAUUUAAAUUAAGUGGAGAUCUAAGACACCCUCUGAACAAACUUGGGAGGAGUCAGUGAGACUCAAAAGGAGCAUUAAACAAAUAAUAAACUUCUUUCGACUAAGGAGGAUUAGAGUCAAAUGCUCAAACAAAGGACAGCAGGGACUUAAGCAAAAUUAUAUUUUCCAUUUGUCUUUCUACACCAAACCCCAGGGCAACAAUCUCAGACUGCACAUUUUGUAACUUUAAAGGAGCCUCAGCAGUUUUAUUUCAUCUCAAGCAUGGUGGAAGCAAAACUUGUGAAAAGGGACCCAGACAAAGCUAUUGAAGUUCAGUUCAAUCACGUGCUUUGGAGGAAAGCUGUGUGAUACAAAAGGAAACGUUCUCAGAAUCAUCUAAAAAGUGACUCUGGAGUCCAACACCAUGCUGGGGACCUGUCCUUUACAGCCAUUUUGGAGCUUUUGGAAAUGUUAACCAUCCAAUUUUGUGUGGAUAUUUCUCCAUCACUCAGGACUAGGAGAUAUUAAAGGAAAAGUGAGAAGAUUGCUUUCACAAAGCUCUCCCAAAGAUGAAUUCAGCCUCAGAAGCAGGAAGCAGCCAAGGAUAUACCUUUCACCUAGAGAGGAGGAAGGUAUCAUCCCAAACUGAACCUCCAGGCUGCCUGCAAGCAUGUGCUUUCUGCAAAAGUCAACCUGAACCUUAUUCUCAAAGGAAUUCAGCUGCUAUUGGAAAUCCCACACCAGCUCAGGAAGGACAUUCCUAAAUUAAUACAAUUUUAAGAACUUCCAGCUUCAACAAGUUACUGGUGGUGAAUUGAUAUAAUAGCAUGAAUAACAUUGAAAGCUGAAGAGCUUUCAAUUACCAUACAUAUGCCAACAGAAAGAAUGAAAACUAUGAAUUGUAUGUGGGAAAGCUGAACUGGGAUGAGUCAGCAAUGAGUUGACAAAAUGUAUAUUUGUAACGGGGAUUCACACACCUCUGUUUGCUACUGCUGGGUCUGCUUUUUGCCAUUCCUCACACCGCCCCUGUCUUUUCCUUGCAUGUUCCUGCCUGGCCAAGAGAAGUUCAAGGGCAACUGCUUAAUGGUACAAAAGGGAAUGAAGGAAGUGGAGAAGGAGUUUGAACGUGGCUGAUCCUGCCAAAAGGAUGAGCUGUGUUCUGGAAAAAAAAAAAAAAGGUGCAGAGUCACCAGCCAAAGAAAGAGAUGGAGGAGAUGUCUUCUUCAUCCUUUUGGCAUACAGGCUGUCUUAAUGCUUUCCUGCCUUCCUUUGCAUAAUGGCACCGGAAACCUGUAACGUAUUUACUGCCAUUGGAAAUGCUGAGCCUGAGCACUGGGGAUGUGUGGGACAAUGGAGACACCACAGAGCUGAAGCUGUGAAUGCUGACACUGAAUGAGUUGCCAAAGCUUGCCAUGAAUAAUGUAAGAAUAGCUCCAACCCUUUUCCUGCCCGAGCGGGUAGGUUUGAAUGAAUUCAGUGCUAAUGUGCUCUCUGACAGCAUAUGCUGCCAACUGUAUUUUCAUGGGGUAUAGUGGGAAAACUUAAAAUCAGCCAUCAGAGCUAAACUGCUCCCCAUUUCUCUGCAAGAUUGUUACUGCUGAGCAUAAAUAUGCAUAUGAUAAAAAUGGUCAUUUUUUCUGAGCAGAAUGACUGCAGGUAGCUUACAAUCAGUGCUGGAUGCUGGUAGUGCAGUGAGAACUUUCCCUGCAUCUCCCCUGCUGGCAUCUCCCAAUAGAAACUGUAUUCAAACCCACUUCUGCAAACAAAUUGCUGUCGCUCUGUGAGCAGCACUUUUGCUGGUGCUUUCAGAACGUGCUGUGGCAUGCUGUCAUCUCUGUGGAAAUACACAGAAAGGGGCUGGUGUGCCUCUAUCACUCUGCCCUUUUCACUGGAAAU